Messenger RNA from Rhagoletis zephyria (snowberry fruit fly), 768 nucleotides. Lineage: Eukaryota; Metazoa; Arthropoda; Insecta; Diptera; Tephritidae. The record is from RefSeq and is a predicted model, not a curated record.
AUGUCGUCCGGGAAUAAUAACAACAACAACAAUAACAACAGAGACCGAGACGGCAGCGCUGAAAAGAGCAGCACCCCUCUCGAAGAAUGGAUGGAUGCGCUGGGCAAGAUGACGCUGAAGCGAAAUGAAAUCAACCUCCUCAUCAUGGACUACCUGAUCUCGGAGGGUUUCAAGGAGGCCGCCGAGCGCUUCAAGUCAGAGGCGAACAUCGACUCGAAUAAGGUGACAGACAUCAAGACCUACAACGAGACUGAUGACCAGAUUGAUCAGCGAAUUGCGGUGCGCAGUGAAAUCGAGAACGGGAACAUUGAACAGGCCAUUCGUCUUAUUAAUGACUUCUACCCGGAGUUGAUUGAUAACAACCGACAUAUUCACUUCAAGCUCCAGCAACAGCAACUGAUAGAGCUCAUCCGGAACCACAACAUCAUGGAGGCUCUGAACUUUGCCCAGAAGCAGCUCGGCGUGGACGGCAGCUGCAUUCAGCUGGAGGAGCUGGAACGCACACUGUCUCUGCUCGCCUUUGAGCACCCCGAAAAGUCGCCCUACUCUGAUUUGCUGCACACCGCCCACCGGCAGCACCUGGCCUCGCGCAUCAACGAGGCCAUUCUCAAGGACCAGUUUGGCGACGACGAGACGCCCACUCCCAAGCUGGUGACGCUUCUGAAGCUUCUCCUCUGGACGCAGAGUGAACUGGAAACGAAGAAGGUGAAGCACACCAAACUGGUCGACUUGCCCCAAGGAACUUUCGCUUCAAGUGGUAGUGACUAG